CUGCGCGGAGCCCGUGGCCGCGCCCGCUCCCGCCGGGGGCUCGUCGCUGGGCGGCCGGGCCAUGGGGGAGGCCGAGGUGGGCGGCGGUGGCGCGGCGGGCGACAAGGGGCCCGGGGAGGCAGCCACCAGCCCGGCCGAGGAGACGGUCGUGUGGAGCCCCGAGGUGGAGGUGUGCCUCUUCCACGCCAUGCUGGGCCACAAGCCCGUCGGUGUGAACCGGCACUUCCACAUGAUCUGCAUCCGGGACAAGUUCAGCCAGAACAUCGGCCGGCAAGUGCCCUCCAAGGUCAUCUGGGACCACCUGAGCACCAUGUACGACAUGCAGGCACUGCAUGAGUCUGAGAUUCUUCCAUUCCCAAACCCGGAGAGGAACUUCGUCCUUCCAGAAGAAAUCAUUCAGGAAGUCCGAGAAGGAAAAGUGACCGUCGAAGAGGAGAUGAAGGAGGAGAUGAAGGAAGACGUGGACCCUCACAACGGGGCCGACGACGUUUUUUCAUCUUCAGGAAGCUUGGGGAAGUCCGCAGAAAAGUCCAGCAAAGACAAAGACAAGAGCAACUCAGACUUGGGGUCCAAAGAGGGGUCGGACAAGCGGAAGCGCAGCCGGGUCACCGACAAAGUCCUGACCGCCAACAGCAACCCCUCCAGCCCCAGCGCAGCCAAGCGGCGCCGGACGUAGACGCUUGCAGUGGCGGCCGCCAUGGUCACCAGGCAGUCAGCGGGCAGAUGCCACCGGCCCCGCUGCCCGCCUUCAGGUACCAGAGGCUCCCAAGGUGCCGCUCAGACCAUCGGGGCUGGGCUGGCCCGCGUCGACCAAGACGGGCCACGCUCAGAGCUGAGAGCCGAGAGGUGAGCCCAGGCCGUGUCGUCUGGGCACGUGGCUCCCAGGGCGUCAGCUUAGCUGCACCGGUGGCCCAGCGUUGGAACGAGCCUGAGGACCAGGCUGCGUGGGCAGGGAGCAGGGCUGGCAGGAGAGGCCUGGCACGGCAAGCAGUAAACACCCUGGGCUUCCCGUCUGUCCAUCUGUCCGCCCGUCAGGCGCCCUCUCGACGGGCUGCGGCCUCAGGAGCGCGCCAGGCCUCAGGCGAUGGCCCCUCCACCACCCGAGAGACUGAGAACUGAGUAUUCUGCCUCAUCCACUUGUACUGUAACGGUGUAUAUAAUUCGGUUGGGAUUUCGCUAUUUAAUUUUUAAGAAGCCUAUUUUACUAGUGUUUUAUAUGAAAAAAAUACUGCGAAGUUAAAUCCGUGUUGUAUUUUUUCCGAGAGGUUUUGUCUUAAGGUGAUGAUUACUGAGCUAACUUUUUGCUCAGUUUUUAUAUGCCAGACACAGAGAAUUUGUAGCGGUUAUUUUUGUAUUAUCGAGCAACUUGCAAACAGACCAAAUGAGUGAGUGGAGGGAGGCAGGACUGUGGGCCCUGCAGCCUGGGCCCCGGGCGGGCUGAAGUGCACUUGCUUUUGACGGAGGGACAUUAAAACACACAAAAGCAA
Messenger RNA from Phacochoerus africanus (Common warthog), 1487 nucleotides. RefSeq names its product MRG domain binding protein (gene MRGBP). Bases 62 to 676 code for a protein of 204 amino acids. Gene Ontology annotation, cellular component: NuA4 histone acetyltransferase complex; nucleus. Lineage: Eukaryota; Metazoa; Chordata; Mammalia; Artiodactyla; Suidae. Gene Ontology annotation, biological process: regulation of transcription by RNA polymerase II. The transcript is spliced from 5 exons. The record is from RefSeq and is a predicted model, not a curated record.